Messenger RNA from Helicoverpa armigera (cotton bollworm), 4674 nucleotides. RefSeq names its product zinc finger CCCH domain-containing protein 13. Lineage: Eukaryota; Metazoa; Arthropoda; Insecta; Lepidoptera; Noctuidae. The transcript is spliced from 7 exons. The record is from RefSeq and is a predicted model, not a curated record. The coding region runs from base 159 to 4325 and encodes 1388 amino acids.
UUGUCAAACGAGCGGAGAUCUAUCUAGGCACUUGACGAGCGAAACGGAAUAGCUUUUAUAUAAAAAACUGCGUUAAUAAAUCAGUUAAUUGUUUUCGUAUCUUGUUAAAAACUACCUGUUAUUCUUAUAGCCCAUUUCUAAUUACAUAGUACUUCGCAAUGGAGGGCAUUUAUGACGAUUUGAGCAAUUACGAAGACGUAAACGCUGUUCAUGAGCUGCGUAAUGAAAACAAAGAAUUGAAAGUGAAGCUUGAGGAACAUGCUGCAGCCAUGCAAAAGCUUCAAAGACAAAUAUUACAGGAUUAUGACACCUUGGAGAUGGAAUUCAAGAAACUGGAGAACAACUACUCUUCAUUGUUGAAAACUGCUCGGUCAGAGAUUGAGAGGAAGAACCAAAGGAUUACACAACUUAAUUUGGAAAAAGACACAAUGGUAUUAGAAGCUUUAAAGAAAGGACAAACUAUAAGAAGGCACUUCAACAAAGGUGUACCAAAUAAUCAGAGAUACAAUGAGAAACCUAAUUUUCCUGAUAAUAGGAAAGAAAGAUUUGAACCGACUCCAAGAGACACAAAGGACCUGAUUACUGAUACUCAUAAUAGGAAUAAGUUUGAAAGUGCGGGUGCAAGAGAUGUAUGCACUAGUAGGAACACUAAUGUGGUACAUAAAAAGACUGAAUUCAAUGAAAUGCCUAAAAUGCAGGCAAGCAGCAUCCGGGAUAGAAGGAAGUCUACACCUGCUGCAUGCAGCAUGCCGGGUGACUACUUUAGUUCAGACGAAGAAAACAAACAAAACUAUCAAGCCAAAGAUACAAGACCUGAUUAUCCACCGAUGGAUAAGUUUGACAAGAGAUAUAUUAAUAAACAUUCUCUAGAUAGACAUAGCAAUAAAACUUCAGAAACAUCCAGUUUUGAAGACAGAGCUAAUAAUUACCAUGAAUACUCUUCGAGGGAUUCAAGGGAUAAAGUGAGAUCUGGUAGAAAUAUGGCAAGCAGUUCAUAUAGGGCCCGAGACAAGUAUGAAUUGAAACCAAGGAAGCCAUAUAGCCCUGACAGAGGAAUGAAGAGGAGUUACAGAGAACAUCAAGAUGACUAUCGGAGACAAGAACGCGGGAGAUAUCAAGCAAGAUCACUGGAAAGUCCGCCACCUGAACCUUACAGUCGUCACUCACGUCGCUAUCCGGAGCCCCGGCCCUCGUCUGACUCCAGACAUGGCCAUGAUUAUGAAAAAUAUACAUACCGCCAUGAAGACAAGUACUCUUCUAAAAGUAAAUUAUCCAUGGAUCACGAUGAGCCACAAAGUAAAAGACUGAGAAGGGAAUCAUUUGGCAAUCCUGAUGCACACUCCAGGGAAGACAGGACCAGGUAUCACAAUGAGAAAGAGUCCUCGGAAGGCUACCGCAACCCUGAAUUUUCGCCACAUGAAUAUGAAACGUAUCGUUACUCCUGUCAGUCACCAGAUUUAGAGCACGCCGACGCAGCUUCAGCCGAACCAAUAGAAAUUAAGACUGCUACUACUACACCCAUACAAGAUCCCCGACUGACAGACAGUAAAUAUAUUUUGAAGCAAGAACAUGGAAAGGAGACAAUAUCCACCACAGUGGGCAGAGAUAUUGAUCUCAUACCAAUUGACAAAGCUAAGUGGAAUAUGACUCCAGUUCAAGUCCCUUAUGCUUUAAUGCAGCAACCUUCUGAAUAUAGAGAUGACAUUGUUAAACAAAUUUAUAUGGACAUCGAUAGUCCAAAUGCCGAUGCACAUUCAGCAGCGGAAUCAGUUCCCUAUAGUUCUAAUGAUAGUUGUAACGAAAAUUACCAAGGUAGUAUAGAUGUUGCAGUAAGGCUAGAAGAAACAGAUUUUAAUUCAAGACAGGGAACAGAUGCUCAUUUAAAAGAUUCUCAACAUAUAAACAAAUAUCGGAUUCCUAAAGUUGGGCAAGAUAAAAUAAACGCUCGAAGCCAAAUGGAUUUUCAACAUAUUGAAUUAGGCUUUACUGAACCUCAUAUUGCGAACAUUCAUAAUAAAGUUGAAACUGAGACUCGCGUUCGAAAAGAAUUAGUACAUAGCCAGGAACCUAGAGAUUGGCGUGAUGAUCGACGUCAUAUGAAUGAAGAUUGCGGCACAAUGGAAGAUAAAGUUGGAAUUCAAAAGCGAAAAGCUAAUCUAGCUAUUGUUGCAGAUGAUUUAGAACUAAGCGACGACAAUAGCGACCAUUUUGAUAUUAACCGCCACACAGUUUCGGAAAACAAUCCGAAAAAAUCGACAGCACAGCUAACUGCCAUGGAUGUUACAUGUGAGGUUUCUGUUCAAAGAAUAGAUAAAGAUUCAUCCAAAACUUCUUCGGACAUUGACCCAUUUGAAUUGCACAGUGUUGGGGAAGUCAGAAAUGAUGAAGCUGGCUCUACUGAGAGACAUAAGACUAAACUUAACCCAAAGGAAGUAAGAUGUGAGGAUUCUGUUCAUAAAAUAGAAAAAGAUCCAUCUAAUCCAUACAAUGCUGUCAAGGAACUCAAAAAUAAAUCUAAUAGUAAACUUAAUACUAAGAAAGUUAAAGGUGAUGAUUAUGUUCAUAAAGUAGAAAAAGAUUCAUCUAAACAAUUUGUUGCUGAUGAAGAAAUCAGAAAUAAAGAAGAUGACUGUACUAGGAAGUCGAAGAGUAAACUUAAUAACAAGGAAGUUAAAUGUGAUGAAUCUGUUCUUAAAGUGGAUAAAGAUAUAUCUAAAACAUCGCUGAGUUUUGACUUUGUUGAUGACGUCAAAAUUAAGGAUGCUGACUGCGCUAGGAAGCAUAGAAGUAAAGUUAACACCAAGGAAGCUAGAGGUGAUGAUUCUAUUCAUAAAACAGCAAAAGAUUCAUCUCCAACAUCUUCUAGUUUAGAAACUGUUGAAUCGAAUGUUACCAGAGAAGUGAAAAAUAAAGAUACUGACAGUGGUAGAAAGCACAGGGGUAAACUUAAUACCAAGGAAGUUAGAGGUGACGAUUCUGUUCACAAAACGGCAAAAGAUUCGUCUCAAACAUCUCCGAGCUUAGAAACUAUAGAAUUGAAUGAUGCAGCAAUAGAAAAAAAUAAAGAUGUUGAAAGCGCCAGGAAGCAUAGGAGUGAACUUAAUACUAAGGAAGUUAGAGGUAAUGAUUCUGUUCACAAAACUGCAAAAGAUUCGUCUCAAACGUCUCCGAGCGUAGAAACUGUUGAAUUUAAUGACGCCGAAGAAGUAAAAUAUAAAGAUGCUGAUAGCGCCAGGAAGCAUAAAAGCAAACUUAGAACCAAGGAAGUUAGAGAAGAUUCUGUUCGUAAAACAGCAAAAGGUUCAUCUAAAAGAUCUCCGAGUCUUGAUUUGACUGAUGCUGAAAAAGCAAAAAAUAAAGAACCUGACUGUACAAGAAAACAGAAGGGUAAAAGGAAAAAAUCUCAAUCCGUGGAGAUUCCCAAAGAUUUGAUAGAAAGUAUAGAUGCCGUUCAAUUUUCAGAAAAGAAGGUAAAAAACAAAAAGGAAAAGGAAGGUAAACCUAGAGAAACAAAGGAAACAUUUUCUGCGCUCUUCGGAGAUAGUAGCAGUUUGAUGACUCCAGAGGAUUUAGGAAUACCUAUGUAUGUACCUAUUUCAGAAGACGCGCAGGAUGCAGUAGACAUAAAAAUAGACCGAAUUAUUGAUGCUCCGACACAAGAAGACGAAGACUUUCCUGCCAUUGUUCAUAAAGUAAAUGCCAUAGAAAUGACGGAAGAAGCAACAGCCGUAACCCAUGACGAUAAACCUACAGAUGUUCCACAAAAUUCUAACAUGAAAGAAAAAGAAGGGUUUGAACAAAUAGGAGGUAAAAAGGCCCCCAAAAAGAAAGGAGUUAACGAAAGUUUAUUGGUGUCUAUUAAUAUAGAACCCCAUGAACUUCCAUCGCCUGUUCUUUAUGAAAAUAUGAACCCUGGGACUGAUUCUAACGAACCGCCUGACAUUGUUAAAACUGUUGUAAUUUCAACAGGGAAACAGCCUGAAAUAGAGUUCGAUAAUAGAGAACUCACAGUAACCCCUAUCACGGAUGUGGUAGGCGAUGAAGAACAAACCGCUGCAGAUGUUAGUCAGGUUCCAGCUUUCAAGGAAUUUAAAAGACUGGACUCACUGAAAGCUUUAGCUACGUCUACACCACACAAAGAUUUUCCGAUAUCAAACCCAAUAGAAGCGGGUGUUAUGAAACCUAUUAUUGUUUGUGACUCUAAUAAACCUGUAGAACAAGGAGUCAAAGAAAAUUGCGCGAAUACUUUAGAAAGUCAAGACGCACCUGACGUGAGAAUCUUUGUGAAAAGGCGCAGAAAACUUGCGAAGCGGCCAGCCACUUAGCAGCCGCUGACUGACUGUAUUAGGCUUGUAAUCUGUGAAGUGUGGAAUGUGGAGCUGAGUAGGAAGAUUCCGUGUGACUUGUAUCCGCACUGGAUGUGUGCAGCGGCCGGCAGAAACGUUGUAGUAUUUCAUUUAGAUUGUAUUUAAGUUACCACCGUAUUUGAAAUAAGUUCAAUAAUUUCUCUAUUUAUGUAAAUACUAGUUACUUUACUCUCUAGAUGGGAUCCUUGUCUAUUUUAGUGUAUGGCUUAUUUUUGUAUUAAACAUGACAAUUCUUUUAGAAUGUUGGAUAAAAGUAUGAUUUUAAUAGAAGCAAUUUGUUGUUCCGGCAGACAUGACCGUAUCUAAA